UCCAUCACCAUAUCAUAACUCACUACAAUAAGCUUCAUUGUAACGCCAUCCUAUCAUUUUCAAAUUUUCAUUACCUACAAAGGUAAAAUGCAGCCCACGAUUUGCUAUUCCCAUUACAAUAACAGUACUAUUACACCUCCAAAGUUUUCACAUCCAGUUAAACUCCCGGUGGGGGCGGCAGCGACGGCAACAGCCCAAGUGUCAUUGCCUCUAAUAAGUCGCCAUGUAUCAAGAGCGAUCUCAAUUCCCACCACAACUAGAGCCCCGAUACCUGAUGUGCUAGAUAACCCGGACUUGUUAGAUGACCGAGUGACCGCUUUCCGGGACUACCAAUCUUUGUUCGUGUCGCAACGGUCCGAAGCCGUUGAACCCGUCGCCCUCCGGGUGGUGGAGGGCGCGAUACCAUCCGACUUUCCAUCCGGAACCUAUUAUUUGACCGGGCCAGGCCUAUUCACCGAUGACCAUGGUUCGACCGUGCAUCCGCUAGACGGGCACGGGUACCUUAGGGCGUUCCAAAUAGAUACCGCGACGGGCCAGGUCACAUUCAGGUCGCGGUACAUUCAGACAGAGGCGCAUGAAGAGGAGCGAGAUAUCGAAACGGGCCAGUGGCGAUUCACGCACCGGGGCCCGUUUUCGGUUUUGAGAGGAGGGAAAAUGAUUGGGAAUACUAAGGUGAUGAAGAAUGUGGCCAACACUAGUGUUAUGGAGUGGGGUGGGAGGUUGUUUUGCCUGUGGGAAGGUGGCGAUCCUUACGAGAUUGAUUCUACUAGUCUCCAAACGAUCGGCAAGUUCAAACUCGUCAACAAUAACACUAAUUCUGUUGCCCAUAAAACUCCUAAGCCGCAUAUGGCAAAUUUCUGGGACGUAGCUGCCCAAAUUUUGAGGCCAAUUCUUUAUGGAGUAUUUAAGAUGAGUCCCAAGAGAUUUUUGUCACACUACAAGAUAGAUGGAAUUAGAAACAGACUUGUCAUAAUGUCAUGCGACGCAGAAGAUAUGUUACUCCCGCGGAGCACUUUCACAUUCUACGAAUUUGAUGCCAACUUCAAGUUACUAGACCAACAAGAGUUUAGCAUCCCAGAUCACCUAAUGAUCCAUGAUUGGGCGCUCACUGAUUAUCAUUACGUGUUGUUUGGCAAUCGCAUCAAACUCGAUGUUCCAGAUUUAAUUAGUAUGAUGAUACGAAAAAGAAAUGGGGCAGUAUAGGAAUAGGUGACAACUCUGGUACCUAUUUAAAAAAUGAGGAUCGAUGAGGGCUGUUUGUGGGCUUUCUCCAAUGAUAUCUGCACUAUCCGUGAAUCCAAGCAAACAAACAUCUCCUGUUUAUUUGCUUCCUCGCUUUCCUCAGAGCCAAACAACCCACAGAGACUGGAAAACACCCAUUGAAGUUCCAUUGCAGAUGUGGGUAUUACAUGUCGGAAAUGCCUUUGAGCACAAAGAUGAGAAAACUGGAAAUCUUGAGCUUCAAAUCCAGGCUUCUGCCUGUUCUUAUCGAUGGUUCAAUUUCCAGAAAAUGUUCGGAUAUGAUUGGAAAAAUGGAAUAUUGGACCCCUCGAUGAUGAAUAGGGGAAAGGGCGAAGAUAAACUCUUGCCUCACCUAUACAAGGUGUCCAUAAGUUUGGAUAGAAAUGGUGAUUGCCAAAAUGCAUCGGUGAAUGAUUUGAAUGAAUGGGGCAAAGCGGCAGAUUUCCCAGCCAUUCAUCCGGACUUUUCAGGCAGGAAAAAUUCAUGCGUUUAUGCGGCGACAUCAUCCGGCUCGCGCCGUGCGCUACCGCAUUUCCCUUUUGAUACGGUGGUCAAACUAAACACAGCAAAUAAGACCACCCAAACAUGGUCUUCAGGCAGGAGACGAUUCAUUGGUGAGCCUGUGUUUGUUCCCAAAGGAACCAAAGAUGAAGAUGAUGGCUAUCUUCUUGUUGUGGAAUACGCGGUUUCAACACAUAGGUGUUAUCUGGUUGUGUUGGAUGCAAAAGAGAUUGGGAAAAGUAAGGAAAUAGUGGCGAAAGCUGAAGUUCCAGCCAAAUUCACUUUCCCCAUGGGAUUCCAUGGCUUUUGGUCACCUAGCAACUAACGAGUAAAUUAGCUUAGAGCGAAGUACAUAUUAUUGUAAUCGAUUGAACAACAAUAGUUCUUGUAAUCUUGAUAUUGUAUAUCUGAAAAAUAUAAUACAAAAUCAUUUUAUGUUUCUAUGAGAAGUACUUGUAUAUAA
Cuscuta epithymum is the source of this 2206-nucleotide messenger RNA. Lineage: Eukaryota; Viridiplantae; Streptophyta; Magnoliopsida; Solanales; Convolvulaceae. The record is from the annotation of a GenBank genome assembly.